Molecule: messenger RNA, 8613 nt
Organism: Lymnaea stagnalis (great pond snail)
Lineage: Eukaryota; Metazoa; Mollusca; Gastropoda; Lymnaeidae
Source: the annotation of a GenBank genome assembly
UUAUGUAUAUAUUUUUUUACAUUUGUUAGAUCCACGCCCAGUCUUAUCGUGAGAACGCCAUUUAGCAACCUUGAAAAGAGGUUCAUGUUGCACGUGUCAGUGUCUUCUGGUUAUUUGCGAAGUUUAAUUAUUUUUCUUUGAAUGGGUGGUGGAAAAAAAGUAUUUAAAAAAGAAACAGUCGAGGCUCUGGUAUAAACAGGGCUGUUUCAUCCUUUUAGCCACGUUUCACACAAGGUGUAAAAACAACUCUGGAUAAGGGCGUGAAUACUGAAACUGUUUCAAGAUGACAACUGCUAGUCUUCCUUCCAUUAUUUUAUGCUUGUUUAUGCUUCUCAAUGAUUGUCAUGGUAAGUGUUUUUAACGGAGAUCUGUGAAUAACGUCAUUGCUUUUCUUAAUUGGUAAAAAUAUUGGGGUUUUUUUUGUAAAAAGAGAAUGUAACAUCUCUUUGUUUUUUUUUUACAAAUGUAAUACCAUAGGAAUUAAAUAUAUUGUAUUCCACGUAAAAACAUAUACAUCCUAUUUCCUACGUCCGAUAUGUAUGUACCCAAGAAGGUUAAUUAUUUAUCAAAUUCAUUCCUUUAUUUUGAGACGUGUCUUGUGCUGCUUGGGGCAAAAUGAACUAACCCAUAUUUGUAAAAAGAGAAUGUUACAUCUCUUUUUUCACAAAUGUAAUACCGUAGGAUUUAAAUAUAUUUAUUUGUCAUCCUCGUAAAAAUGUACACAUCCUAUUUCCUACGUCCGAUAUGUAUGUACCCAAGAAGGUUAAUUAUUUAUCAAAUUCGUUCCUUUAUUUUGAGACGUAUCUUGUGCUGCCUGGGGCAAAUUACCAUGCCCCCCCCCCAUUUAAAUAAAAUUAAUAAAAUCUUGCACUAGAUUGUUGUACCUUCCAUACCUAAAGUAACAUAUUUUGCACUUCAUAUGGUUUGUUGUUAUUUGGAUGAGUUAUAAGUUGAUUAGUGAAUGCUAUUUGGUUAUGGUGCGUCGCUUCACUGAUUGACUUGACGGCAUUAGAAAUAUAUUUAAAGGUAAAGUUUUUAUUGCCUUAUACCUUUAAUAAAGUAUAUUUUUGGAAUUAACAAAAGUAAAAACUUUUUAAAUGUUAAAAGCACAAAGCUAAAAUUUGUCUGUGUUUUAUUAAUCGGCAUCCUUCCGUCUCGUGAGACGAUGGUGCAUCACCGUUGGGUUGGGUUGCAUUUUCUCAAGUGGCUGUGCAGUCCUAUCCUUGAGUGACAGUCUUUACCACAGUUUUUACACACGAGUUCCGUGCUUCUAAAUGUUUUGGCCUUUCUACUAGCUCUUCUGUCUGCAUCCUCUUCCAUUCUUCGCUCCUCGGCUACCAUGACGCCCUCUUUGACAACUGUGCGCCACGUAGAUCGGUCUUUUGCCUUACACUCCCAGUCACUUGUAUGUAUUUUGGCUGCUUUCAUGUCCCUUUGACAGACAUCUUUAAAUCGCAGACGUGGGCGACCUGUUUUCCUCUUUCCCGAAGCAAGUUCACCAUAUAGGAGGUCUUUCGGAAUGCGGCCGGGACUCAUUCUUUUAACAUGACCUAGCCAUCUCAGGCGUCUUUUACUAAGGAUUGUGAACAUGCUUUUGGUAUUCGCACGCAUUAGGACCUCACUAUUAGUCACUUUUUCUUGCCAUUUAAUACCAAGGAUGCGACGCAGGCAUCUCAUAUGGAAGCUAUUAAGCUUGCGCUCUUGGGAUGUAUAGGUGGUCCAUGUCUCGCUCCCGUAUAGUAGUGUACUGAUGACACAAGCUCGAUAGACGCACAGUUUGGUUUUCUCCGUUAGCUUGGUGUUUUGCCAGACCCGUUUAUUUAGUUUAGCCAUUGUGGCAGCUGCCUUGCCGAUUCUGCUGUUAAUUUCUUCUUCAAUGGACAGUGUAUUGGAGACCUUGGACCCCAAGUAGGUGAAGCUGUCCACAACCUCCAAGUUUUCAUUAUCGAUUUUUAUGUUAGGUGGAGGUCGAGUGUCUUGGGCCAUGAUGUUUGUCUUUUUCAAGCUGAUUUGCAGACCAAAUUCUUUGCAGGCAUUGGAGAAGCUUGACACGAGUUGUUGCAAACCAAUUUCUGUGUGUGCUGUUAGUGCCGCAUCAUCCGCAAAUAGUAGCUCGCGAAUUAGGACAUCUGUCGUUUUGGUCUUGGCUCGGAGGCGGGCAGUGUUGAAAAGUCCUCCAUCAGCUCUGGUGUGUAACCAGAUUCCCUCACUGCUAUCCUUGAAUGCGUAUCGAAGUAGUACAGAGAAGAAUAUUGCGAACAGUGUUGGUGCGAGUACACAACCUUGUUUAACUCCGCUGCUGACUGGAAAGGCUUCUGACUUGGCUCCAUCGAACUGCACUGUACCCUGCAUAUUUUCAUGGAACUCUCUGAUGAUGGCAAGUAGGUGAGGGGGACAGCCGAUUUUUGCCAGUAUUUUGAAUAGCCCGUUGCGACUGACGUAAUCAAAGGCUUUUGUAAGGUCCACAAAGGCAAUGUACAGUGGCAUCUGCUGCUCUCUGCAUUUUUCCUGGAGCUGUCGUAUGGAGAACACCAUGUCUAUGGUAGACCGCCCAGACCGGAAACCGCACUGAGAUUCUGGAUAGACACGGGAUGCUAGACUCUGUAAACGUGUUAGUAUGACACGGGCAAAGGCCUUUCCUACAAUACUAAGGAGUGAAAUGCCGCGAUAAUUAUUGCAAUCACUCCUAUCACCUUUGUUUUUAUAUAGUGUCACUAUAUUUGCAUCCUUUAGGUCUUGGGGGAUGUAGCCCUGUUCCCAGCAGAGGGACAGAAUCUCGUGCAAUGGUUGGAGUAAAGCUAUCUUACCACUCUUUAGAGCCUCUGGUGGUAUUCCAUCAUCCCCAGGCGCUUUUCCACAAGCUAGGCUAUCAAUAGCUUUGCUCAGCUCUUCCUGUGAGGGCACGACAUCAAGUUCUUCCAUGAGUGGCAUAUCUGGGAUGUCAUCUAGAGCGGUGCUGGAGACUGUGGUAACUGUUGAAUACAAUUCCAGAUAAUGCUCAACCCACCGUUUUAGCUGUGCUGCCUGGUCUUGGAUAAUUUCUCCACUUUUGGACUUUAGAGGAGCAACUUUGGACGUCAAGGGGCCAGUUGCCUUUUUGAUGUUUUCGUACAUCUGCAGCUGACUGUAUGCUGGAGCAGAGGUUGAGCCAGUAGGUAUUAGCACAAUUACGUGCAACCUUUUGGGCAAGUGACUUGGCUGUUUUUAAGGCAUGCAACCUGUUGGGUGUAGGCUUUUCCUUGUAAGCCGUAAGAGCUUUCCUUUUAAAAAGCAAUCAAUUAUAUCUAUUAAUUUGACUUUUAAAAAUAGGGAAAUGGAUUAUCAACUUUGUAUUGCGCGGUGAACAAAUUAAAGAAACUUAAGAGCUUUGGCUAACAUAGGCGAUUCGCGCUAUUACAUCAUAUGUGUGUUUAUUAAGAAGAAAUUAAUUUUAAUUUGAUUUUGCAAUAUUAACAACUCACUAAAAUACGCAGCAAAACAACUGAUGGUUGAGUUUUCUCGAUAAAUGUGAUUACGAUAUAAUUCUUAGAUAAUAAUUUUUUUAUUAAUUUUUUUCCAUAUUUUUUAAAUUCGGACAAAGUCCUUAAAAUAUUUGAUUAGUUGCCACUUUAAAUGUAAUUGUCAGUUAUAAUAUUAAUACUUAAACUUUUACUAAAUUAAAAGCGUAUUUUUGUUAUUUUUUGCGCAUUUAAAUUUUAUUCGAUUUCCGUAAAAUAUUAGAAAAUAAUUAUGAUUGUUUUUAAGAAUCCGAACGUAUUUAAAUCUUUUUGAUUCUUUAGCGUUAAAGUCAGCAUAGCUCAUUCUUAUAUAUAUAUAUAUAUAUAUAUAUAUAGUGCUUUUAAAUGAAAUAUGAUACUAAUAAAAACACAGUUUCACUUUUUUUUAAUGUAGUCUCGCAUAGGUUGUGUUUAGAUUUAAAGAAAUUUUGUAAGAAAAAAGACAUGCUACCAAUUAUUCAAAUAUGACACAAUUUUUUUUCAACACAAAUCUCCCAUUGUCCAGGAAUCAAUCUUACAUUCAGCCACCAACAAGCGACGCCGGCCAACGACAACGUCUGUGGUAUUCUACGCUGUCAACAAAGUGUUAACAAACACAUCAUAUCCGUCUUGGAAGUGGACAUCGUCGACGUAGCAAGGAAAGGUACCAAAUUAUUUUCCGUAUCCGUACACACGAAUCUUCAACCGCAAACAGACGAAAACGUUAUUUUGAAACAAUCGCACUUCUCUACAGACGGCGCCACGGUUGAAUUGUUCUUUAAGAGUCGAAAUGUUUGCGACGAGGGCGAAUUCUUGUGCGAGGUUCGUUUCAUCAGUUCAAGUUUCAGUGUUGAGAGCGUUUUGGCCGUGACAAGACCUGCAGGGCAGAAUUUACCUGCACAAGCUGUUUUAAACAACUUUGUUGACAAGUUAGAAGACCUUCUGAGCUCACAGUCUCAAAGAAUCAAUGANAGGUUCUAACCAAGUCCCGUAAUUUGGGAUGCAUAAGGUUCUAACCAAGUCCCGUAAUUUGGGAUGCAUAAGGUUCUAACCAAGUCCCGUAAUUUGGGAUGCAUAAGGUUCUAACCAAGUCCCGUAAUUUGGGAUGCAUAAGGUUCUAACCAAGUCCCGUAAUUUGGGAUGCAUAAGGUUCUAACCAAGUCCCGUAAUUUGGGAUGCAUAAGGUUCUAACCAAGUCCCGUAAUUUGGGAUGCAUAAGGUUCUAACCAAGUCCCGUAAUUUGGGAUGCAUAAGGUUCUAACCAAGUCCCGUAAUUUGGGAUGCAUAAGGUUCUAACCAAGUCCCGUAAUUUGGGAUGCAUAAGGUUCUAACCAAGUCCCGUAAUUUGGGAUGCAUAAGGUUCUAACCAAGUCCCGUAAUUUGGGAUGCAUAAGGUUCUAACCAAGUCCCGUAAUUUGGGAUGCAUAAGGUUCUAACCAAGUCCCGUAAUUUGGGAUGCAUAAGGUUCUAACCAAGUCCCGUAAUUUGGGAUGCAUAAGGUUCUAACCAAGUCCCGUAAUUUGGGAUGCAUAAGGUUCUAACCAAGUCCCGUAAUUUGGGAUGCAUAAGGUUCUAACCAAGUCCCGUAAUUUGGGAUGCAUAAGGUUCUAACCAAGUCCCGUAAUUUGGGAUGCAUAAGGUUCUAACCAAGUCCCGCAAUUUGGGAUGCAUAAGGUUCUAGCCAAGUCCCGUAAUUUGGGAUGCAUAAGGUUCUAACCAAGUCUAUAAUAUUUGUGGACAGGAGACCCUCUUGGUUAAUUUCAUUUAUUGGUGUGUGUGUGUGUCAACAAUAUUGCAAGGUGAAUUUAGAAGCUAGCAAAGUAUAAAAAAAUCAAAUCCUGCUAUAUAAAACCUUAAGCAUUUUCUAAGGGUUAAAAUGGAUGAUUUUAUAUGGAGAGAAAGGGGAACAUGUUCCACUUAUCGAAAUUCUUUAUCUGACACUGCAUUCAAGCAGAAAUGGGUUGACUGCUUUAUAGGGCUGCCCUAUACCGCAGAGAGAAACGUACUAAAACAGCUUUUAUUGUCGAUAUCUUUGAAGAAGAACAUGAAGAAGUUCAAGAUGUGAAAAGGACUAAUCCAAAGCACAAGCUCAUAGGUAUAGAUAGAAUUACCAUUGAAGGAAUUUAAUUGCUCGUGGAGAGCUCGGUAUUAAAUGGCUAAUAAUCCUAUUUCAAAACGUAAUGAAAAAAAAAAAGAAGCGCCCCAGAAGACAGACAGAGACAUAUGUCUUAAUAUGGAAGACGAAAGGAAACAAAAAUGUCUGCGACACAUACAGAGGCACCACUCUCCUCAGCCACACUUGUGAAAUAUUUGCUUAGACCUUGGAGAAGCGGGCGCGAACUAUUGUUAUAGUUCAAAUAUUUCUUAGCCCCUUGAGGCUUUAGUAAAGAAACAGUGUGCACCAAUGCUAUUGUUUCCCCCUGUAAAAUGUGUGAACAAUCGUAUGAACAUCAAGGACAGAUUCAUCUGCGCUUGUCGACAAGAAAACUCUUUUGACACAUUGGACUAAAAUAAUGUACUUACCGAGUGGAUUGUGGUAAAAUAUGGCGCCAGGCCUUCUGCGUUCUUAUGCCGUCUCUCUUCACUAUAGACAUUGACACGAUUGCAAAAGAUGUCAUUCGAAAAACCGAGACACUCAAUGAAUCGCUGCUUGUAGAUGACCAGUGCUACCUGCACGAUAAUAAUGAACGUUUGUAGAGCAGUGGCGAUAUAUUGAACAGUACCGGCGACGUUAAUGGAAUGAAAAUAUGCGAAGCUAAGACCGUGUUCGUAUUCUAGACAAAUAAAUAGACCUAACUAUCAGUGGUCAGCUAUUCUAGACAAAUAAAUAGACCUAACUAUCAGUGGUCAGCUAUUCUAGAAAAAUAAAUAGACCUAUCUAUCAGUGGUCAGCUAUUCUAUAAAAAUAAAUAGACCUAACUAUCAGUGGUCAGCUGCUUCGUUAAAAAAAGGUGUUUCAAAAUUUAGGAAACAUUUUCUUCGAGACCGGCAAGCACAGCAAUAUACAGUUUUAUUUACAAUAUUUUUUUUAAAAAAAUGUCCACUACUUUCAGUUAGUUAAGAGAGACAACCUCUGCCCAAACAACAUCCUCUGCCCAAACAACAUCUUCAAAAGUCAAUGGAAACUUGCUUUCCGUGGUACGGCCGGCAUAAACAAGUCAAUUUACUCUGCUUACAAAGACGGGACUGGAAUACCUGUACAUGUGGAAAGUGGAUGCCAACAGGUUGGUGAAAUUGAUCUUUGCAUCAAUCCAGUGGGUAUUAUUAAGAAAGAUGUGCACGUAUCAUUCCUAAAAAUGAGACAAUCUUAAAUGAUAGUUUGCGACGCCCAAAGAAUUAUUUACCUACAAAUGAUAUUUUUUUCUUGAAAUAUUUAUCAACUGUUUUUAACAUAAUUAGCAUCAGUAUUUUUGUGUGUGUUUUGUUUACAUUCGUGUGAGUGUGUGUGAGUGUAAGUAUGCAUGUUUUCCUUACAUGUACAACAAAAGGCCAUUAGUUUUUAAAGUGAAUGAAAUGAGUAAUUGGGUACUGAGUACUUCCCACUUUUCUUAUUAUUAUUUAGUGUUUUUUUAGCGCAGUAUCCUAGCCUAGGGCUAGGCUCACUGCAGUACCCCAGCCUAGGGCAAGACUCACUGCAUUACCCCAGCCUAGGGCUAGGCUCACUGCAGUAACCCGGCCUGAGGCUAGCUCACUGCAGUACUCCAGCCAACGCCCAGGCUCACUGCAGUGAUCAGGCCUAGGGCUAGGCUCACUGCAGUGAUCCGGCCUAGGGCUAGGCUCACUGCAGUAAUCCGGCCUAGGGCUAGGCUCACUGCAGUAAUCCGGCCUAGGGCUAGGCUCACUGCAGUAAUCCGGCCUAGGGCUAGGCUCACUGCAGUAAUCCGGCCUAGGGCUAGGCUCACUGCAGUAAUCCGGCCUAGGGCUAGGCUCACUGCAGUAAUCAGGCCUAGGGCUAGGCUCACUGCAGUAAUCCGGCCUAGGGCUAGGCUCACUGCAGUAAUCCGACCUAGGUCUAGGCUCAUUGCAGUAAUCCGGCCUAGUGCUAGGCUCACUGCAGUAAUCCGACCUAGGUCUAGGCUCAUUGCAGUAAUCCGGCCUAGGGCUAGGCUCACUGCAGUAAUCCGACCUAGGUCUAGGCUCAUUGCAGUAAUCCGGCCUAGGGCUAGGCUCAUUGCAGUAAUCCGGCCUAGGGCUAGGCUAACUGCGCUUCAGAUAAAAUUUAGCAAUUACAGAAACGUUUACAUUCAAAAACAGCUGUUGGUGAAAAGCUUGAGACUUUUUUAUUUUAUUUUCUUUCAGUUGGAUCUUUCGUUCCCAUGCAAAAACCAUUACAGAGACGACGACAUUCUGGACAACUGGGGGAACAUUGAUGAGGUCGCAUUUGUGCUCUACAAGAACAACACGAAGGUGAAGCAUGUUUUAUUUGACGGCAACGGGUCCACGUACCUAAACUGGUUUGACAUAAACAGGGUCAAGGACUCUUCCUGGACAGAUUUGAAAACGAAACCUGCAAACUACUUUAGCAUUAUUGGAGAAACCACUCCGAGUAGGAGGAAAUUCUUUAUAAACCAUUCAUAUAACGGAUGUCCAAAUGAUAACGGUUGGUUUGUUGCAAUUGACACCCAGAAUGUAUACUGUCCAUGGGAACAAAAUAAUGCAUUCCCCGUUUUUCUCUACGCCGAGGGGAAUGAAGCCGUGACAUGGACUGGUGGCAAGACGAGCCAAGCUGAUGUCCUUGCCAUCUUCGUGAGAUACUUCAAUAUUCCUUGAAUCCCAGGUCAGACAGCGCCGAUGAUAUGACACGGGAAAUACAUUUACACUCAUUACCUGCAUAUUCGUUGACCUCUGUCUGCUCUCUUCCUUUCUCUUCUAUGAAUUAGUAAAUAAACAUCAAUUACCUGUUCUCACCUUGCUUAUAGUCUUAAAAUACAAUGUUAUGUCACGUGACUCAUUCUGUAGAUCCCCGUUAGCCGACCCCUCUCAGUAUGUGUGUCAGUCAUAUGACAUGAUAUCGUGCUCGAGUAAUCCCAGACCCCCUACUGUAACACUUUAUCGUCUUGACAAUUGGUUGGGUCUCAAAUAUAGUUUUGAGAUCCACGAUAACCGAUACUCUGACAGCUUCAGAACAAAACUAUAU